GCAUAUAGACAGAAAUGGAGGCUAUGAAGAAAUAAUAGAGGAAUUUUGCAAGAAAUUAUCAGUAACUUCUUUGAGCAAAAGUGGAUCAAAUAUUGACCAAAAUGACAGGAUGCGUUAUUUGAAAAAAUUACAAGUUCUCUUGCAUGAGGAAGAGUUUAAAAGGAUAAUGGAGCAAAGGAGGUCCAGUGAGUCACAAUCCAAAUUAACCAAGUGGUUUUCCUCAUUUUUCAAAAAAGAUGCUGAAAUGGACUGGAAAGAAGUUCAAAGGAGGCAGGCACCAGAGGUGCUUUGUUGUGUUUUAGGUCCAUCCCAAGAGUAUGUACAAAACACACUGGAAAACUUUAAGGAAGAAGUUGCAUUGAGAUUAAAGGGUACUGGAAGAUGGUGUGUCUUUCGAGAUUACAAAUGGGAAUUUGUAUCUAAAAAAUGCAACAUCAAACUCAAUGAGGCAGAUGAGAAAGGCUUAUCAUCGAUAGAUGUCACAGAUGAGGAUGGUAUAACAUACACAUAUGACUUUGACAUAAUGGAGAGACAACCAGCUAAACAUCAAGGUGAUAUAAGGAAACAGAAAAUUUUAUGCAUUGAAGGUGAUGAUGAAAACAUCCCCUUUCAACCAAAAACUGCAGUUUGGUGUGUAUUGCACAAAGGCAGAUGGAUGUUUUUGCCAUUCCAGUGCAGUGAGGAGUUAAAUGAUGCAGCUAAAAAGAGAAAGACGUUAGUAAAAAUUGAAGGUGGUGUUACAAAUAAUGAACAAUCUUACGAGUAUGACUUGGGCAGAAAAAAGCGGAAAUUAAUCAAGCAGGAUAGUCAACAGAAAAGUGAAGAUAUCAUGUUCAUAGAAGCAAAGAAAAAGGAAGACUUGGAUGUUAAAGAAAAGGACAAGUCAAAACUAAUGAAUGACUUUCCUAUUUUUGAAUUUGUCACUGGAGUAAUAAUGUGUCGGGAAACAGUACAUGGCUACUCAAAGGAAGAAAUUCGUCAGAAAGUAGUAGACACAGGAUGCAAAAUAGGGAAAGAGGGAAACUCUGUAUUUCUUAUACAAGGGAGCUUAUCACAGAUUAUAGAAGCAAACAGGCAAUUAUCUGUUAAAGGGAAGAAAGAUGAACAUAGCUCAUCAGAAAUGACGGAGUUAGUUAUCAGAAUCCCAAUGUCUGAAAGGGACAACAAAGCAUUCAUGUACUUUGCAGACCAACACAGCUUGUUUAAAAAAGUAGCUAAUGUUAUUCAGUAUGUUGAUGGUGUCCUAAUUUGCACUGUGCCUGCUGAUGAAGGCAAAUUCACUGAGGAAAAGAUGGAAGAGGAAUUAAAAUGUGUACAGAUGAUGAAUUCUGAUAUUGUUGCAAUAGAGAACAAAGAAAUUAAUAUUCAUCAGGUUAUAGAAGAAAUAAAACAAAGGAAUUCAAAUGUCUUUCUUUUACAUAGAAAGGAUAGCAUUGAAAUCAUCUGUGAAAGUUAUACUGAACUUUUAGAAGUGAAAGGUUUAUUGGUGCAAAAAUUGUCAGGUAAAGUAAACAGAAGAGCAGGACGAAAGUUUGCAAAGACUGAAACAGCAGAAGCAGCAGCUGAUAGUGAUGUAUACAGAAGAAGAUUCAAUACUGAUGUCAGUUUUCACACAACAUCCAAGUCUGAAAAUGUAACAGGCACUAACAGGCUAACAAAGGUAGAGAUGAAGACUCCUGAGGGUUUAGAGAUAAAGAUAUACCAAGAAAGCAUUGUUCACUUAAAUGUGGAUUGCAUUGUCAAUGCUGCAAAUGAAAAUCUUUGGCAUGGAGGAGGAGUUGCUGCUGCCAUAUCAGAUGCAGCAGGUAAUGCAUUUGAUGAUGAAAGCAAGGGUUAUAUAGUGAAGCAUGGUCCUAUACCAGUAGGUUCAUGUGCUGUGACAUCUGCUGGUAAAUUACCGUACAAGUAUGUAAUUCACACAGUUGGACCAAGAUGGAGUAACUAUUCUGACAAAGAUCGUUGUCUACAUGAUCUCUGUGAGUCUGUAGAGGUCACCUUUAGAGAGGCAGAUAAGUUGGGGAUGAGGUCAAUCGCAUUACCUGCAAUAAGCUCAGGUAUUUUUGGUGUCCCUGGAGAUAAAUGUGUAGAGCAAUAUUACAAAGCAGUGAUGACAUUCAGCAGAAGUUACCCCUAUCAGAGUCUCAAAGAAAUCCACUUUAUUGACAGAGAUCCAUCAAUGGUCAGUGCAAUACAGGCAAUAUUCCAACAAAGAGCUUCACCUCCUUCAGGCUUUAUUACUUCAGGGUCCUCAGAAGUGCAAGACAGUGGAAAGGGAUUACCACCAGAAGACAAAAAAAUGUCUUUAACACACGGAAGUCAAUUUAACAAACAACCAUUAACUGUUGAUUCCAUUAUUAAAAUAUCAAAUAUGCUUACAAUCAAAGUUCAUCUUGGAAAUAUUACAGAUGUUACAUCAGACAUUGUAGUUUGUCCUCAAGAUGAAUACUGCUCAUCAAAUGACCAAGUUGCGAGAGGAAUUUUGAAAAUGAUUCCAUCAGAGUCUGAAACUCCAAGUUCUGGAAGAAAGAAGAUUGGUCAAAUUUUGUCGCAAAAAAUUUAUGGAAAUUCCCCAUGGAAGAUGAUCGUUCAUGCUGUUACACCAAGAUGGACCAAAGACUCUGCAAAAGAUCCCGGGAACUUUGAAAGAACAUUAAAUAUAAUGAUCCAAGAAAUUAUAAAAACUGCAGACGAAUCGAACUGCUUAUCCAUAGCUGUUCCACUUCUAGGUGCAGGGGUAGGCGAUUAUCAAACACCUUUGGAAACAUGUGCUCGGAAUUUGUACAAAGCUGUGAAAGCAACACACUCUUCACUGAUACAUCUCAAAGAAAUCUACCUUGUUGUGAAAGAGGAGGCUGCAGAAAAAGUAUACCUGGAUACAUUUGAAGAAGGGGGGUUUCAAGUUAUACCUAAUACUCUCUCUGAGGCUUCUCAACCCCCUGGUAAAACAGAUUGGGGCAAAACAAUGAAAUCUUCAGAUUUGCCUCAAGAACAGGAAAACUGCUGUGUAUGUAUGGAUACACCAACAAAUCCAAAACGAUUGAAAAAAUGUGGCCAUAUCUUCUGCAAAGAGUGUAUUGAGCAGUAUUUUGAGUACAAGCCAGUCUGUCCAAGUUGUGGUCAGAUUUAUGGGAAAAUGAAGGGGGAUCAGCCCCUAGGUUCGAUAUCAAUGAGAAAAAGUCAUCAAAGGUUGGAAGGUUUCAAUGACUGCUAUAGCUGUAUUAUUGUGACGUACACAUUUCCUGAUGGAUCUCAGGGACCAGAUCAUCCAAAUCCUGGAAAGCAGUAUAAAGGAAUAAUUCGCUCUGGUUAUCUCCCUAAUAAUGAGAAAGGAUGUCUGAUAGCUAAGUUGCUAAAUGUAGCAUUCAGCAGACGACUGGUCUUUACCAUUGGUCGCUCUAGAACUACAGGCCAGGAAGGUGUUAUUACAUGGAAUGAUAUACAUCAUAAAACUAGACCCGAGGGAGGACCUCAAAGAUUUGGUUAUCCAGACAGUACAUACCUUGACCGAGUUUUAGAAGAAUUGGCAGCAAAAGGUGUCACUCCAGAGUCUGCUGAUGAUCUAGAGGAAUACAGAGAAUAUUCAUACUUUGUCAAAUACAUCAACAGAUAAGCAGCUUUACCUGUAAUUGAAAAAAGAAUAAUCAAGAUUGAUCAUCAUAAUUUUGUAGAAUAUUAAUUGUUAUUUCUUAGAUAAUUUCCUUAUUUUUUACAAAGUAGAAGAGUUUAAUCACUAUGAAUUUAAAAUUAGU
Messenger RNA from Saccostrea echinata, 3749 nucleotides. RefSeq lists its product as uncharacterized. Bases 110 to 3610 code for a protein of 1166 amino acids. Gene Ontology annotation, molecular function: ubiquitin protein ligase activity. Lineage: Eukaryota; Metazoa; Mollusca; Bivalvia; Ostreida; Ostreidae. The transcript is spliced from 11 exons. Gene Ontology annotation, biological process: Notch signaling pathway; protein ubiquitination. Gene Ontology annotation, cellular component: nucleoplasm. The record is from RefSeq and is a predicted model, not a curated record.